This is a messenger RNA of Ficedula albicollis (Collared flycatcher), 2128 nucleotides long. Its product is annotated as ras-related and estrogen-regulated growth inhibitor-like protein. Gene Ontology annotation, molecular function: GTP binding; GTPase activity. Bases 710 to 1489 code for a protein of 259 amino acids. The record is from RefSeq and is a predicted model, not a curated record. NCBI's taxonomy places the organism in Eukaryota, Metazoa, Chordata, Aves, Passeriformes, Muscicapidae. The transcript is spliced from 4 exons.
CGGGAGGAUGCGGCCGGUCCUCUCUGACCCCCGGGGGGAGCCGGGCACGCCCGCGGCUGCGGGAGUUGCGCUGCGGCCUCCCGGUGCUCCAGAGAAGCUCCAUCACUCGGGAGAUGCUCCGUCACUCCUGGGAUUCUUCAUCACUCGCAAGGGACUCCGUCCCUGGCGAGGCAGCGCUCCGUUAAUCGCGAGGUGUUGCAUCGCUGGUGAAACAAAGUUCCACCACCCGUGAGAUGCGCCGUCAGUCACAAGGGACUCGCAUCUCCCAUCAGCUGCUUCAUCACCCCAGCACCUGUGACACUCCACUCCCGGCUGACAUUCCCACCAUCCCCGUGGGGAAGGGACAAGGGGCUGCGUGGCCCUGCCGGGGCACAAAGUGCUCGAGGUGGAGGCGUGAGCACCUCCGGGGAUGCAGUUUGCGGAGCAGCUGGUGCCGACAGCUGGUGCUUCCCGGCCGCCCGCCGCGCCGGGGGCUGGCAGGGCCGGCUCAGCCACUGACGUACGUUCAGGACGAUCUGAGCCGUGACAAAGUUUUUCAUCCGGCUGCCUGUAGUUCCCUCUGCACCGCCCCUGCGGCUGCGGGCAGGGGAACGGGCCCCGCGGGUCCCCUGGGUGCCGUGGGAAGCGCGGGGCUCUGGGCUGUGCCGAGCAGAGUUGGACGCGCGGUCGGCACUGCCGGCACUGCCGGAGCGGCUCGGCCACGCUCGGCAUGGGGCUCCGGCUCCCCCUGCGCCGCAGCACCAGCUUCACCCCCGACCACCCUGCCCUCAUGGAGCUGCCUGGCCCCACUGCCCUGAAGAUGGAAGCAAACGUCCUUGUCAUGGGAGCGGACAACGUAGGGAAAUCAGCUCUGACUGUGCGUUUCCUGACCCGACGCUUUAUUGGAGAGUAUGGAGACAUGGAAUUCAUCUACAGCCACAACCUGACUGUGGAUGGCCGAGAGAUUCUCUUACACAUCUGGGACGUCCCCAGUUCCCAGGUGAGAGGGCUCCACUCCUGUCACCCGUUUCUACCCCAGGGACACAAACCCCCUUUGCUGGAAGUUACCUAUGGAGAACCACAGGAGCAGGCAGAAGAUAGUUCCUCAGAGGAGAAGCGAAUCCAGUGGGCAGACAGCUUUGUCCUGGUCUACAGUAUCUGUGACCGUGCCAGCUUCAACAUCCUGCCCCUCAAAAUCCAGGUCAUCAAGGCAGCCAAGGGGGGGCAGAGCCAGGAGAAGGUGCCCAUUGUCAUUGUGGGCAACAAACGGGACCUGCACCACCAGCGGGUGGUGUCCAGCGAGGAGGGGCGGCUCCUGGCCCUCUCUUUAGACUGUGGUUUCUAUGAGGUCUCUGCAGCUGACGCUUAUCACGGGGCCCUCAUGGUCUUCCAUGGACUGGCCAAGCUCAUCCCAGACACCAAGCUGGCCCUGAAGAAGGGCACAGGGUUCCGUGGCAUCGUCAAGACCAUGUCGGCCGUGUUUGCCCGUAAGCGAACAGACUCCCUCUGAGCUCCUGCAGGAUGCUGCUGCUCUCUGUGCUGCCCAGCUGGGCCAAGCCUCCUUGCUGGGUGCCCAUGGAGAUGGCGUGUGUCCUUCCAUAAGUGUGACGGGUUCCUUGCUGUCCUCCUAGUGCCAGGGUCUGGGUGUCCUGCCAUGCACAGCCAGUGCAGCCAAGGACUGUAGUGUGUUACUCUUGGCUCUGCCGUGGGACAGUCUCAUCUCUGCUGUACCAGCUCUUUAGGUGCCCCCUGCUUUCUCCUUUUAUCCUCCAACACUGGAAACCACGGGGGGGAUUUUGCCAAAGCUCCAGGCAGCAGUAUCCCUAGCUCCUGCAGCAGGAGCUGCCCAGGCUGUCAGCAAUUAGGGAGGAUAUCCUGCUCUUGUACAGCUGUCUCCAUUUCUGCUCUGGGAUUCUUAUUCCUGUUUAACCUUCAUCAGGAUCCUCAUCAGUAAUCCUGGAGCACCCAUGAGCUGGAGAGGUGGGGCUUUCUCUGCUGGGGAGGCACUGGUAGUUCACUUGUGUGUGAGAGUGUGCCAAAGCCCAGGGCACCGGCAAUCCUGGGGGAUUUGGUGAGGGCUGGUGCCUGGCACCCCCCUGCCGUGCUUUUGAGCAGCCCUGCUGGCGGCCCUCUCUCCCACAGCCUUUCA